Messenger RNA from Acaulospora morrowiae, 565 nucleotides. Lineage: Eukaryota; Fungi; Glomeromycota; Glomeromycetes; Diversisporales; Acaulosporaceae. The record is from the annotation of a GenBank genome assembly.
UUCUCUAUUAUGCUGAUGAAUGAAGAAGUGCCCAUUAAUUUGUCAUCGUUUAUUAGGCAUCGUGACACGAACAUAAGGUCAGCUCAUCUGUUGACACCCGAAGAGUUACCUCAGCCUGGAACGUUGGUUGCAAUAGACGCAGAAUUUGUUGCUUUAAACCAGGAAGAGACCGAGAUUAGGAGUGAUGGCACGAAGUCAGUUAUUCGUCCCCGUCGUCUUAGUUUGGCACGGGUUAGUGUGUUACGCGGGGAGGGCGCAAGAGAAAACCUUCCGUUCAUUGACGAUUACAUUGCCGCUUCCGAACCCGUGGUUGAUUAUUUGACUGAAUUUUCCGGUAUUCAAGCUGGCGACCUAGAUCAACAGUCUUCAAAGCAUACAUUGGUGCCAUUAAAGGCUUAUAUUUUGGUCCCUUCUAACCAAGUGAUCGACACAGUAGAUAUUUUCCAUAUUAAAAAUAGAGCUCGGUAUGAUAACAUAAUGUUUAUAUUAUCCAGUUCGUUAAAGUCGUCUAAUCGUUCGAUUUCAUUUCCGCGUGCAGGAAAAUAUCACUUAGAUUUUUGGCUUG